CUCACUGUGAUUGCACUCAAAGCUCCUCCUUCUUCUUCUUCCACCUCCAAACCCCGAAGCUCUCUGUACCAGAGUCUUUCUCCACAUGCAAAUGUGAUCCCUCCAAAUCCUCGCAUUCUACAAUGUCGACGCUAUCUUCACGGCUUUUCACCAUUACUGACCAAUCAAAGCUCGCAUCUUCAUCCUCCACCUUUCUGUUCCCUCUAUUUCCCUCACAUUCUCGAAGCUUCUCACGGUCAUCGCGAUCAUCGAUCCUCUACGGCCGCACUCAUGUUGCCAAACCCAUACGCGCCUCCGCUAGCCAGCUGCCCUCCGCCGCUUCAUCUGUCACCGUCGAGAACUCAGAGUCCGAAUCCGACCCGUCCGGCACGCUCUUCGUGAUCCGAGCCCGAAACCGCAUCGGCCUUCUCCAGGUCAUCACCGGCGUCUUCAAAGUCCUCGGCCUCCAUGUUGAAAAAGCUACCGUCGAGUUCGAAGGCGACUUCUUCGUCAAAAAAUUCUUCGUCACCGAUUCUCAUGGGGCGAAAAUCGCCGACCCAAAGAGCCUCGAUAGGAUCAAGAAGGCCUUGACGGACGCCAUCGAAGACGGUGGUACAGUCUCGAUGGGUCCCACCAGCCCCACCACGAGAGGUGUGAUGGUCCGCAGGCCCGGGUCGGGUUUGGGCAUGAGCUUGGGCUCCGAUAGUGCCAAGGCUGAAAGGAUGUUCAGGCUAAUGGAUGGGUUUUUGAAAAAUGACUCCAUUAGUCUGCAGCAGGAUAUUCUUCGUCACGUUGAGUACACGGUGGCCAGGUCCCGCUUUAACUUCGAUGAUUUUGAAGCUUAUCAGGCCUUGGCGCAUAGUGUAAGAGACCGGUUGAUUGAACGUUCGCAUGAUACUCAGCUUUACUUCAAGAGGAAAGACCCUAAGCGCGUAUACUUCCUCUCGUUUGAGUAUCUUAUGGGUCGUUCCUUGUCAAAUAGUGUCAUCAACCUUGGCAUCCGGGAUCAAUAUGCAGAUGCUUUAAGCCAGCUUGGUUUUGAGUUUGAAGUUUUGGCAGAGCAAGAAGGAGAUGCUGCCCUUGGUAAUGGUGGCCUAGCCCGUCUUUCAGCUUGCCAAAUGGAUUCUAUGGCAACUUUGGACUAUCCUGCAUGGGGUUAUGGACUACGUUACGAAUAUGGAUUAUUCCGCCAGGUUAUACUGGAUGGCUUCCAACAUGAACAACCCGAUUUCUGGUUGAACUUUGGAAAUCCUUGGGAAACAGAGCGGGUUCAUGUAACGUAUCCAGUGAAGUUCUAUGGGGUCGUUGAAGAGGAAAAUUUGAAUGGAGAAAAAUGCAAUGUUUGGAUCCCUGGAGAAGUGGUAGAAGCUGUGGCUUAUGAUAAUCCCAUACCUGGUUAUGGAACAAGGAAUACUAUUACUCUUCGUUUAUGGGCCGGAAAACCAAGUGAUCAACAUGAUAUGGAAGCUUAUAAUACUGGAGAUUACAUCAAUGCUGUUGUUUGCAGACAGAAAGCAGAAAAUAUAAGUAGUGUAUUGUACCCUGAUGACCGUUCAUUUCAGGGGAAGGAACUGCGAUUGAAGCAACAAUAUUUCUUUGUCUCAGCAUCCAUACAAGACAUAAUUCGGAGAUUUAAAGAGGCUCACAGUAACUUUGAUGAAUUUCCAGAGAAGGUUGCUCUGCAGCUCAAUGAUACUCACCCAUCUCUUGCGAUAGCUGAGGUCAUGAGAGUGCUUGUUGAUAAAGAGCAUUUGGGUUGGAAUAAAGCGUGGGACAUUGCCUGCAAAAUAUUUUCGUUCACAAUACAUGCAGUAAUUGCUGAAGGGUUGGAGAAAAUCCCUGUUGAUUUACUGGGCAGUCUUCUCCCACGCCAUUUACAAAUUAUAUAUGAAAUAAACUUUACGUUUGUGGAAGAGUUGAAGAAGAGGAUUGGUUUAGAUUACAAUCGGCUAUCCCGAAUGUCAAUUAUUGAGGAAGGCGCUGUGAAGAGUAUCCGAAUGGCAAACCUGGCGAUUGUAUGCUCCCAUACUGUGAAUGGUGUUUCCAAAGUACAUUCAGAAUUGCUAAAAGCAAAAUUAUUCAAGGACUUCUAUGAGCUGUGGCCUCAGAAAUUUCAAUGCAAGACAAAUGGUGUUACCCAGCGCCGCUGGAUUGUGGUGAGUAAUCCUAGCCUGUGUGCUCUUAUCUCAAAAUGGCUUGGAACAGAAGCUUGGAUUCGUGAUGUUGACCUUCUAACUGGCUUGCGAGCAUAUGCAGCAGAUCCUGACCUUCAACAAGAAUGGAUGAUGGUUAAGAAGGUUAACAAAAUGAGGCUCGCUGAGUACAUUGAAGCGAUGAGUGGUGUGAAGGUUAGUUUAGAUGCAAUGUUUGAUGUGCAGACAAAGCGAAUACACGAGUACAAAAGACAGCUGCUUAAUAUACUUGGCAUUAUCCAUCGAUAUGACUGUAUCAAGAACAUGGAGAAAAGUCAAAGGAGUAAGGUUGUACCUCGUGUCUGCAUUAUUGGAGGAAAAGCUGCUCCCGGUUAUGAGAUUGCCAAGAAGAUUAUCAAACUUUGUCAUGCUGUAGCAGAAAAAAUAAAUAAUGACACUGAUGUCGGAGAUCUUCUGAAGUUGGUUUUUAUUCCUGAUUAUAAUGUAUCUGUUGCUGAAUUGGUAAUACCUGGGGCUGACCUUUCACAGCAUAUAAGCACCGCAGGACACGAGGCCUCUGGAACGGGAAGCAUGAAAUUUCUUAUGAAUGGAUGUUUACUCUUAGCUACAGAAGAUGGGUCUACUGUUGAAAUUGUUGAAGAAAUAGGAGCAGACAACCUGUUUUUGUUCGGGGCAAAGAUUCAUGAAGUUCCCAAAUUGCGUGAGGAAGGAUCUCCUAAAAUGCCACUGCAAUGUGCACGUGUUAUAAGGAUGGUUCGAGAUGGCUAUUUCGGCUUUAAAGACUAUUUUGAAUCUCUGUGUGAUACUGUGGACGGUGGUAAAGACUUCUAUUUGCUUGGUUCUGAUUUUGAAAGCUAUUUAGAGGCUCAGGCUGCUGCUGAUAAAGCAUUUGCGGAUCCAAAUAAGUGGACUCAGAUGAGCAUCCUUAGCGCGGCCGGGUCGGGGAGAUUUAGCAGUGACAGAACAAUCCGAGACUACGCUGAGAAGACUUGGGGAAUUGAACCAUGCAGAUUCCCUUCUGAUGGCUAGCUCACCCUCAUCCACACCCCAGUAGCAACAUUUUACAGAUUUGAAUCAAUGGUCAUUAAGCUUUCUAAUAACAUAUCUGUUCCAGAUAAGGAGCUGUGAGCCCGUGGCAAUGAGGGUACUAAAGAGACAGCCACCACUACUUGUGUAUAUGUAGUUCUAUUGCAAUUCAAAGUGUAAUAACUAUAGGCUAUAUACCUAUAGCCUCAAGUAGAGACUUUAAGCUGUAAAUUGCACGUUUACAAUUUAUUGAGUUGUACAAAAACGACCAGGGGAUGUAACGUGUUCUUUGAGGGUGCCUUCAGUUAGAAGAACACUGAUUCUACUUUCAAACCAAGAGAAAAAAGACUACUGAUUUUAUAAUCAAUAAAAUUCAUUUCUUCUUA
Prunus mume (Japanese apricot) is the source of this 3544-nucleotide messenger RNA. RefSeq lists its product as uncharacterized. Gene Ontology annotation, biological process: glycogen catabolic process. The record is from RefSeq and is a predicted model, not a curated record. NCBI's taxonomy places the organism in Eukaryota, Viridiplantae, Streptophyta, Magnoliopsida, Rosales, Rosaceae. Gene Ontology annotation, cellular component: cytoplasm. Gene Ontology annotation, molecular function: glycogen phosphorylase activity; pyridoxal phosphate binding.